Messenger RNA from Aspergillus tanneri, 1776 nucleotides. RefSeq names its product putative MFS siderophore iron transporter (gene mirD). Gene Ontology annotation, molecular function: transmembrane transporter activity. The coding region runs from base 1 to 1776 and encodes 591 amino acids. The record is from RefSeq and is a predicted model, not a curated record. NCBI's taxonomy places the organism in Eukaryota, Fungi, Ascomycota, Eurotiomycetes, Eurotiales, Aspergillaceae. The transcript is spliced from 4 exons. Gene Ontology annotation, biological process: transmembrane transport.
AUGUUGGAGAAGUUUUUGAAAUCCCCGCACUCGUCUUCCUCAGAGGGCCAUCUUAGCCCAAAGGGAGACGACAGAUUCAAUGACGCCGAACAUGGGCUUCACGACAGUUCGAAGAUCCCAGCUGAACAGGUCAACACUGUUCCCGACGAAGCUGCUCAGGAUGGAGUCACACAGGCGGAGGCUAUCACGCUCACAUGGACCAAGUUAUCCUUAGGAGCAGCCUAUAUUCUAAUGUGGUUCUUGUACCUUGUAAACGCCUUCCAGUCUUCCAUCACGGCUAAUCUCUCGGCCUUCGUGACGAGCGGCUUUGAGUCCCACUCCUUGAUUCCUGUUAUCCAGAUUGUGUCCAGUGUAAUGUCCGCAGCAACAUACAUGCCGUUGGCCAAAGUGUUGAACAUAUGGGACCGCUCGAUUGGUUUCCUGUUCAUGGCCUCAUUCGCGACCCUGGGAUUGAUAUUGUCAGCAACAUGCUCGAAUAUUGAAACCUACUGUGCAGCACAGGUAUUCUACAGUAUCGGCUUUGCGGGCAUGAUCUUCAGUAUCGAUGUCAUCACGGCGGAUACAUCAUCGUUGCGGGAUCGGGGCCUUGCAUUUGCAUUCACCUCCUCUCCCUACAUUAUUACCGCAUAUGCAGGCCCAAAGGCUGCCGAGGGUUUCUAUGCCGCUAAUUGGCGAUGGGCAUAUGGCUGCUUUUCCAUAAUCCUUCCCGUAUUUGCCGUGCCGAUGUUUGCACUACUUCGGUACAACCGCUCCAAGGCAAAGAAGCGCGGGUUUCUGCAGCCCAAGGAGGACAGCGGACGGACAUGGAUGCAGAGUAUCAUCUAUUACAUCAUUCAGUUUGACCUUCUGGGAACCUUUCUCCUGGCGGCUGGUCUAGUCCUUUUCCUCCUCCCUUUCACCAUCGCCGGUUCCGCAGAGGAUGGAUGGAAGUCUGCUCAUAUCAUUGCGAUGCUGGUUCUCGGUGUCGUCUGUCUCGUUGUCUUUGGCUUGGCAGAACGAUUUGUUGCUCCAGUGCCUUUCCUGCCCUGGAAGAUUCUGGUCUCCCGAACGGUUAUCGGUGCCUGUCUCCUGGAUGUUACAUACCAAAUUGCUCACUACUGCUGGAACGUCUACUUCACAUCGUACCUACAGGUUGUGUACGGCACGAGCCUGGCAAAAGCCGGGUACAUCAACAGCAUCUUCGACGUAGUGUCCGGCGUGUGGCUCAUCGGUGUCGGUCUGCUGAUCAAGUUCACUGGGCGUUUUCGAUGGCUGAUUUUCUGCGCCGUCCCUCUCUACUUGCUUGGGGUGGGCUUGAUGAUUUACUUCCGGAAGCCCAACUGGUCCGUCGGUUUUACCAUCAUGUGUCAGAUCUUCCUUGCAUUUGCCGGUGGCACUAUGAUUAUCUGUCAGCAGGUGGCAGUCCUGGCGGCGAGUGAUCACAACCAUGUUGCCUCGGCCCUGGCAUUCCUGAAUUGCUUUGGUUCCAUGGGUGGUGCCAUCGGCAGUAGUAUCUCCGGUGCGAUCUGGACGCACACUUUGCCGGACGCAUUGAAGAGUAGGCUUCCUGCCUCCGCACUGCCUGACUGGGAAGCGAUCUAUGAUUCCCUCGAAACUCAGCUCAGCUAUGAACGUGGCUCGGCGGUCCGAACUGCCAUUGCUUAUGCUUAUGCCUCAACUCAAAGUAAGAUGUUGAUUGCGGGAACCUGCAUUAUGGCUCUUUCUCUUAUCUGGAUGGUGGUGAUCCGAGACAUCAAGCUCACGAAAGAUAUGCAAACAAAGGGUGUCUUGUUCUAA